This is a messenger RNA of Coccidioides immitis RS, 4647 nucleotides long. Its product is annotated as rho guanyl nucleotide exchange factor. The record is from RefSeq and is a predicted model, not a curated record. Gene Ontology annotation, molecular function: guanyl-nucleotide exchange factor activity. The transcript is spliced from 3 exons. Lineage: Eukaryota; Fungi; Ascomycota; Eurotiomycetes; Onygenales; Onygenaceae. Bases 1 to 4647 code for a protein of 1548 amino acids.
AUGGCUUCCUUAUCCAGCUCCCUCGCGGGGCUUCCGCUGGAGCAGCUCGCCCUCUUCCACGCCGUCGACCCCUAUCUGUCUUCCGUCUUCAUCUUCCACGGCCCCGCCACCACCGCCAAUUCGACGCUGAGCAGCUCGCGCAUUCAAGCACACAUAAUCGCUCCCGGUGGGGUGCAUAGCUAUCCCCGAAUUACAAUAUCUCCCGCCGCCCCGCUCUACGCUGCAGUCAAUCACCUACCCCGCGAUAAACAAGGGGAUGAAGUAUAUCGUGGUCUGGCCGUGUGUCUGUUCAAAUACUUUUGCGAGUUACCAGAGGUGGUGAAGGAUGCUCUGACGGCCCUGACACUGUCGGGAAAGCAAUGUACGCUAUUACCGAAUCUCUUCAACGAGGUUCAUGCAGCGGAUCUGGCGAAUAAAAUGGCAAAGGUGGAAAAUGCGGCACAAGUAAUACCGGAUCUGAAGGAUGCGUUUGCGGAUAGGAUCGUUCCGUGCAUCGACGUCGACUUUGUUUUACCGCCGGGGACUGUCAACAUGGCCACGCACACUUCACGCGAUGCAGGGUCUGAUGCUGAGCAGUGUCAGAAGUUCUCUGAUCGCUUCGGGGCAUAUGCUCCUCUUAUUGAAGCGUUGGGGGAUCCGAUCUUCCUGCCAACUUCGAAAUUAAAACGUGCACCGUCGCAACCGACGAAUAUGAGCAAGUCAAGGCUUUUUUCUGCAGCGCAGAAGGAGACCUUGCGUCUUUCUAUGUGUGAAGUGGUGGAUACCGAAGAGAGAUAUGUUGGGAAGAUGUAUGACUUGGUUCACAACAUCGCGCAUGAAUUUCGCCAGAAGGCUAGGGAUAGAUCCGUUUCUAGCACCAGUCCUGAUGAGAAGGACUUAAUGAAACUAUUCCCAACUUGUCUUAAUGACAUACUUGAAGUCAACCUCAGAUUCCUGAAUGAUAUACGCCAAAUACUCGAAGAUACAGAGAAAGAUACUCUUGGAGACAUAACGAAAGACACUGUACUUGAUUCGGCGGCACUGGCUAGAGACUCUAACGGAAAUAGAAAGGAUCCAAUGGGGAUUAUCGCCUUUGCACGUUGUCUCCAAGAGUGGUUCCCGCGAUUUUCCCAGCCGUACGGGGAAUACAUGAAUGCCCACACCGGAUUCACAAAGGUUUUAAACACGUUCUUGCAUGAUCACAAUUCGUCAUUCUCGAAGAGAGUCUAUGAAUCUGGCGAACAAAGAAUGCGCUCAUUACUUAUGGAACCGGUCCAACGUCUACCGCGAUACAGCCUCCUCAUUGAUGCAAUGACAGGUGCGCUUCCAGUUGUGCAUCCUGCUGUCAAACCGCUCUUGAACGCACGCGAUAUCAUAACCGAAAUUUGCUCCUUGGAUUCGUCGAGACGCAAUGGGCAAACCUCUAAACGGCUGCAGGCCUUGGUGACGGGAUGGCCCGCCUCGGUUUCUCCAUCCGGGAGAUUAAUUACUGCGGUUGACUUUUUCACCCUUGUCCCGCCAUAUCGUCCCGGACUUCAAGGAUCCCGAGGUGAGACUGGCAUUAUGCUAGUCUACACUGAUUUUCUGAUUCUUAUGUCCAAAACUCCGGAAAGCAAACUCACCGCCCGUGGAUUGUAUGCCGAGCUGGACAAACCGCAGCCAGGAUAUGGAACGGAUCCAGCAGCUUCUACUCCCGAGCUGAAAUUUUUGCAAGCAAGUCGUAUCGGUAGUGUUCGUUGCACCCAGUCCAAGUGCGGAAACAUCAUGUAUCUUGCUCCGGCUGAAAAUAUCUUGCGAAAUGAGCGAUCGCCAUCGAAACUAAUGCUUCACGCCCUUGAAUUGAUGUCGAGCUACGAGGGUAAGGCGCAUCGGUUGAUUGAGGAAAUCACAAAGGCAAGAAUUGAGGGAAGAUUUCCAGAACAAUAUCGCGAACGCGGAAAAUGGUCCCUACACUAUCCUGACGGGGCUUACGAGAACCUGGGAACUUUGAUAUCCGUAUUUGAGGAAAAUUCAGACGAAACGCUUCCUUCGAGCACAUCAUCGACAGUAAGGCUGAAUUUCGAUGGUCCAAAGACUAAUCUGGUGAAGGAUGCAGCAAAUACCGAUGUGGAAGUGAGCGUUGUGAUGUCAAUGGCUGCUGGCGGAAAAUACAAGAUGGAAUUUGAUUCUGUUGUUGGGAUUUCUUUCACGGAUCUAUUUGCACCACAGGACUUUAUUUUAAUUCUGUCAAAGCGACUUCAUACACUCCUUCGGCCAUUAUGUCAGCCCCAGAAUCCUUUCCUUACUGAUGCAGUCCUCAGUGCGAACUUUAGCAUACUCCGCAUUAUCGCCGACCAUAUCCUCGCCUCAGCUAAAGUGACAAAAGGCCUCCGGCCACGAUCUCCAUCCAAGCUUCUAUCAAGCUUUUGGGGAGGUGGCCAAGCAAAGGAGUUGCAUUUACCCCAAAAAGGCUUGCUUCCACCGGCCCAAAUAACACCUAGUCCUCCCACCUUUUCUGUUGCAGAUUUCGAUAGUCCACAAAAGGAACUCCCUUCAACCCCAUCCCCUCAGAAAGGAGCGAAGGCUAUUGAUGGUGGAAUAUCCAAUGGAGGAAUAAAUAUUGCAGAUGAAACUGCCACUCAGUUGGAACAAUUGGAGAAAACGUUUACCGCAUAUACUAUCGCGAUACGCUCAAGGAGCGGAAAUAUUGUGGGUCGUGUCCUUCGAGCCAGAGAUCGAGCUGAUCAGGCAGCUGUGAACGAGCUUUAUAAUGUUCUUUUGGAUGAUGCCGGUAAAAUUCAGGCCGCUGCCGAAGCCCCCGUGGAUGUGCUCAUUGUAGCGUUUGAGACCUUUAUGGCUAAAGCUUGGAAGGAGAAGAUUGGCCCUGUUAUUCCUGCUCAAUCUCUCGUGCUCAUUCAGAACCAAUUUGACUCUAUGUUUCCGGGUGAUUUUGAGGAUUUCUUUCAUAGAUUCCUAGCAGAAAUGAGUCCUCAGACACGGAGAGCUCUCACAGGCCUUGUUAAGUUAUUAGCAGAACUGCUUGAUGCUUCAGGCAACGAUGGUGACCGGGGUGCAUUGACUGAAGUUUUCUCGGAAAUCUUGACUGAGGAAGGGGACCCUAGGGAGUAUAUUUCUCUUCUAGAUCGCCUUGUUGAAGACUUUGAAAGACUAUUUGAUGGGAACGCACCUUUCAUAGCCCCGAUGGAGGGUACUUUGCUCAAUGACCCCACAAAUCGGCGUGAUCGAUCACAGUCAGUCAAUAAUGGCUCCAUCAAUUCCAAUAGUUCAUCGUUUCGCAAGAGAUUCGGUUUCGGGCUUCACCGUGAACGCAGCAAAACGGAGAGCGAGAGCAAAGUUAGCUCCAUUAUCCGUACUCUCAGUAAGUCGAAGGGUUCUGGAUCUGGGUCCGCUGCAGAUGCCGAAGCGCCAGCUUCGACAUUACCAAAGGUCGGCCUCAUGCGAGCCAAAUCAACGGACGUGGAUACCAGGCUACAUACACUCUUGCGCCCCGGUUCACGAGACCGUCCAUUUAUGCCGACCUUUUUCUCCAGUGAUCACGACUUAUAUCGCCCCGGCAGCGCUCAUAGUAACGCAGCAACACUAAGCUCAAUAGGCGAGGAUCGUGUUGAGAAGCCUGUUUCUCCUCGAAAGAAACGUAGAAGUUCCCUGUCGGAUCUGAGACCGCUGUCUGCAGGCGAUAUAACACCAUUGUUUCAGUCUCCUAAAGCGACAAGACGGGUAGAGUCACCCGUUACGCCAGCCAGUCACAAUUCAGAAUCCGAUCCAUCGACUACCCCAACGGGAUCAUCCGGCCAGAGAAAUGGGACAAGUCUUCGAUCUCCUAUCCGGCUUCCCUCUCCUCCUCGCGUUACGUCUCCAGUGCGAACCCUCCCAAGAAGUCGCAAAGAGAAUACCCCUCCCUCUCCUCGGACUGCUCUUGGCGAUAAACCCGUGAACAGAAAGACCAAUAUAUCGACAAGCCCCAAGAAACGCACAGAUAUUCGGCCGCAAAACUACCAUUCAAACGUUACUGGUCUUAAGGAAAGAUCGUUGCCACCGAAUGGAACUGAAGCAUCUCGGAUACCACUGUCCACCACGUCUACACCAAAGGUCCAGAAGUUGAAGAUGCAGAACCCACAGAAGCUUCGAGAACGAGUCCAAAAUGAAAAGAGAACAGUUGCAUCAGCUGAAUCGACGUUGCAGGCAGAGCUGGCAUCCAUUGGGCAAGAGAUCUCUAAUUCACGAGCUUCUCCUAUCAAAGGGCGCCCAACAUCGUCCAGUGGAACUUCCAAAUCAAUAUCCUCUCCUACGUCAUCGAGUCCGUCGACGGCACUUAUUGCCCGUGUUCGGGGUCUUUCCGAUAAAGUCGCUGCUGUCACUUCGGACCUUAAUUCCAGGACUGCGUCUCUUGAGAAGGAUAUUGAAAAUUCCCUUAUCGUUAGCGAGAGACGUGCAAAGAAACUCGAUGAACUCUAUCGCGAAGCUAGUGCUGAGAAUGAAGCUUUAUACCAGCGCUUUAACGAUGAGCUGAGCAGAAUUGCCAAAGAUGUUCGACAUGGAGCUGGGGAGAUGGCGCUCAGGGAACAGUUAAAAGAGAGCCUUGACGAGCUUGCUAGAGUAAAGAAAGAAAAUUUCCGAUUGAAGAGAGAAAUUGGUGGAUUGAAGGCGCAACAAGUUGUUACUGACUAA